AUGGUGGAAACCAAGGCAGACGACAACGCUAAAGAUUCAGAUAAUACCGAUUAUAAUGAGAAAACUCUUGAUGAAAAAAAAAUUGAAAAAUAUUUUACUAAUAAUGAGAAAAUUCACGAUGAAGAAAAAACCGAAAUAGAAUCGGAUGAAGAUUCAGAAGAUUCAGUGGUUAAAAUGAUUUCAGCGGCCGCUAAUACAAACGAUGAUCCAAGUUUACCAUGUUUGACUUUUCGAUUUUGGGUACUAAGUACCCUCUUUACCGCACUGGGUGCCGCAGUAUCAGUAUUCUAUUAUUUUCGUUCAAACUACGUGAAUUAUUCCAUAUUCUUUGUGAUACUCGCAUCCUAUAUUUUGGGUAAAUUUAUGGAAAAAACCCUGCCAACUAAGAAAUUUUAUAUCAAAAAUUGGGAAUUUAGUCUAAAUCCAGGUCCUUUUAACUAUAAGGAACACGUGUGCGUAGCCGCUUCCGCUGUGGCGGGCGGUGUUUCUGCGUACGCUGUGGAUAUCAUCUCAAUCCAAGAAUUAUACUAUAAUACUCAUGUUAAUUUCUUUAUUGGUUUUCUGCUACUUAUUAGUACGCAGAUGAUUGGAUAUGGACUCGCCGGAUUUGCUCGAAAAUCUCCAAAUAAUAAUGUGAUUGCGACAUUGGGAAGUGUUUAUAAAGGUGCUGGGAUUCUUAAUUUUUCUUUUGAUUGGAACGCUAUUAGUUAUAUUGCUCCCCUGUACACUCCAUGGUGGUCUCAGGUAAAUAACUUGGCUGGUGUCGUAUUAGCAACGUGGAUUAUUGCUCCGUUGCUUUACUUUAAUAAUGUCCUUGAUGCCCAAAAUUUUCCUUUCUUAUCAACUCAUACAUUCGAUAAAAAUGGAGAAAGAUAUAACCAGACAAGAAUUAUUGAUCCGACAACUAAUACUCUCGAUUUUACUGCAUAUGAGAAUUAUAGUCCUAUGUUUAUGUCUAUUAUACUUGUUGCUUGUUAUGGCUAUUCUUUCAUGCAAAUUCCUGCAACUAUUGUUCAUGUGAUACUAUUUCAUGGGAAGGAUAUUUGGAAUCGAUUCAAAAAAACUCGUGAAGAAGAGAAUGAAUCUGACAUCCACUGUAAGAUGAUGAGUAUUUAUCCAGAGGUACCGAAUUAUUGGUAUGGUGGUACCUUCUUGGUCAUGCUAAUAAUUGCAAUUAUCCUUGGCCAAACAACCGGUGCGAAUUUACCUUGGUGGGGUCUAUUGUUGGCCGUUGCUCUUGCUGUAAUCACAUUGCUUCCGAUAGGAAUUAUUCAGGCUAUCUCAAAUUGGCAAAUUGGAUUAAAUGUUAUAGUUGAAAUGGUGUGCGGUUAUAUUUUACCUGGUCGACCAAUAGCAAAUGUAUAUUUUAAAACCUAUGGAUAUAUGUGUUUGUCGCAAUGUUUAUAUUUUGUUCAAGAUCUAAAAUUGGGUCAUUAUAUGAAAAUUCCCCCAAGGAGCAUGUUUACAUCACAAAUAUGGGGCACAUUUGUUGGUGUAAUUAUAAAUUAUUGGACAAUGGCCCUUAUUAUCGAUAAAAAAAGACCAUACCUUGAUGGUACAAUAGAAGAUCCAAGCGGCCAAUGGACUGGCAUUAAGUCUGGGUUAUUCAACUCUGCAUCUAUAAUAUGGGGAUUAAUUGGACCCGGGAUAACUUUUGGGCCUAGCUCACCUUAUAAUAUACUCCUCUGGGGAUUCUUAAUUGGUGUCUUUUUACCGAUACCAUUUUACUUACUUCAUCGAAAGUUUCCAAGGGCAAAAUUUAAUUUCGUGAAUACUCCUGUGAUCUUAAAUGGUCUAGCUACUAUCCCCGAGAGUAUACCAAAUUUCAUAAUUACUGGAUUCAUUGUCAGCUUUUUGAGUCAAUUUUAUGCAUUUCGUUAUAAGAAUAAGUGGUGGAAAAAAAAUAAUUAUGUACUGUCUGCAGCAUUUGAUUCUGGUGCACAAAUCAUGACAAUGGUAUUAUUCAUUUGUUUUACUGGAAUUGCACAGGUACAAUUUCCAGCUUGGUGGGGUAACGAUCCAUCAUCUCAAGGUGAACACUGCUUUUACGAAUAA
Dentiscutata erythropus is the source of this 2055-nucleotide messenger RNA. The record is from the annotation of a GenBank genome assembly. Lineage: Eukaryota; Fungi; Glomeromycota; Glomeromycetes; Diversisporales; Gigasporaceae.